Fusarium vanettenii 77-13-4 is the source of this 1434-nucleotide messenger RNA. RefSeq lists its product as uncharacterized. The transcript is spliced from 6 exons. The record is from RefSeq and is a predicted model, not a curated record. Bases 1 to 1434 code for a protein of 477 amino acids. NCBI's taxonomy places the organism in Eukaryota, Fungi, Ascomycota, Sordariomycetes, Hypocreales, Nectriaceae.
AUGUCGCAGCGGAUGCCCGUACCAGGCGGCGCCGCCCCGGUCUACUCGUCCAACGCUCCCCCCAUGCACGGAUACCAACAACACCAUCCCCCGCCGUCGCUGCCGCCUCCGAAUCAGCAUCACCUUCCUCCUCCUCAACACCAACCGCACCCAAUUCACGGCCAUCCGCAGCAGCAGCAGCAUCAGCCUCCACAUCACCAGCCGCUUCCUCCACACCAGGCACCCCAUCACCAAGCCCAACUCCCGCCAUACCCUCCACCUCCAGCUUCAUACCAACAGCCUCCUCAUCCAAGCCAACACCCGCUCCCGCACCCUCACCAGCAGCAACACGCCCCUCCUCGACCCGACGAAGCUCCCCCACCCCCUGCGGGACCUUCUCCAACCGAUCAACAUGCACACUCUCAGUCGAUGGCCACAUCAUUCUCCAAAGUUGAAGAAGGGUCGGGCCGAAAGUACAGUCUCGAUGUAGUACAGCAACCUCGGCGUGCGCGUAUGUGCGGCUUUGGUGAUAAGGACCGUCGGCCCAUUACACCACCGCCAUGUGUCCGUCUUGUUAUCAUUGACGCCGCAACAGGGAAGGAGGUUGACUACAAUGACAUUGAUCACACCAUGUUUGUGCUGUCUGUCGACCUCUGGAACGAGGAGGGCACACAAGAAGUCAAUCUUGUCCGAUCAUCGACGGGAACUGGCUCCAUCUCGUCCUCGAACACCUACACCUACUCAACUCUCGUCAAUUCCGAUCCGGGUACCUCUUCAUACCAACAACAAGGACUUCCUCCUAGUCGUGACUCGGGAUAUGGCCAAUCACAGGGCAUGGGCUAUGUGCAGGACUACCCGGUUCAGCAAGGCUAUGGACAAGCCCCGUCAUACCCCUCCAGCAGUUCAUACGGACCACCCCAGCAGUACUUCCCGCGACACAGCAGCGGCUAUGGUAACGAUGCUCCUGUUCCACCUCCCCCAGGUCAAGCAAACAUGGCGCCAUUCCGCAACGGCUACGGACAGGAGCCGAAUGCGCUCACCCGUAUGGCUGUUGUGGGAGGCCAGCCUCAAGAGAUGUUCACAAGAAAUCUGAUUGGUAGCCUGGCUGCGAGCGCAUUCCGUCUCUGCGACAUCCAUGAUCGGCUGGGCAUUUGGUUCGUCCUUCAGGAUCUAAGCGUGCGGACAGAAGGACCCUUCAGGCUGAGAUUCUCGUUUGUGAAUGUUGGACGGCCCGCUGGACAAGGGGGCCCAGGAUCCAAUGUUAAUCAGGGUCGGGCACCGAUACUAUCCUCGUGCUUCAGCGAGGUUUUCAAUGUGUAUUCGGCCAAGAAGUUCCCUGGUGUGUGCGAGAGCACGCCACUGAGCAAGACAUUUGCGGGCCAAGGAAUCAAGAUUCCCAUUCGCAAGGACACCAAUGUGAAGGGCGACGAUGCAGGAAACGACUUUGAAGAUUAG